AUGGAAGGUGCCACCCAGCUCGACAACUUUAAUCUCGCCGAAGAGGAGGCAGCCUUAGUCAAGAAUCAUGAAGACUUCCUUGCGAUGUACCAAAGCAUGCGCCUGAUGCUACAACCAGUGAACAAGGCCUCCAAGAGGAAGCGCUCCGACUCACUGAGUACACGCGCUGCCACUACUACUUCGCAGACCGAGACAGAGCAGCAGGCUCGGUCUACGGAGACGCCUGUCACAUCAAGCGCAUUACACCAUGUGGACGAUGCCAACCCAGCGUCAAAGAGACAGCGCUUCGCCUCAGCGCGUGAUCAGCCGGCCGUUGCGUCUCCAACAACUUCGUCUUGGUCUCAGAUUGUAUCGGACGAGACAGCUGAUACAUCAAGCCCGAUGCCUCAUGUGAUCCAGUCUUCCCAAGCCCUGGACUCUGAUGGCUCCACCCUGGCUCGUACUCGCCGUGCCAUCACCUCCACCCCACCUUCGUCUCGGCCACAGACUGUACCUACGGAGUCAAUUGCUACAUCGAGCUCCACGCUUCGUAAAACCCACUCACGUCGAGGCCUCGAGACCCAUCGCUCCACUCUGUCGCGGCCUCGCCCUACCAACCCCUCUACGCCCGCUUCGUCUCGGUCACAGGCUGCACCAUCGGAGACAUCUGCCACAUCGCAGCCUCUGGUCCAGGGCUCGGUCCUUGAGAACGGAGCCCUCGUCGUGGUACCCCAAUCCUCUCUCCCGGCGACCAUCGUAUUCCAGGUACGCGAGCUAGUUGCGAAGCUCGAUGCGGAGAAGCCUGAUUGGCGAGACAAAGGCUGCUACGACAAGUGCCUCCGCCUCAAGCACUUGAGUGGACAGACCUCAUUCAAAUGGACUACGGAAAGAUCGAAAGCUGCAUGCCAAACAUGUACGAACAGGAAGGGCUUGUGUCUGAGAUAG
Messenger RNA from Cercospora beticola, 924 nucleotides. RefSeq lists its product as uncharacterized. The record is from RefSeq and is a predicted model, not a curated record. Lineage: Eukaryota; Fungi; Ascomycota; Dothideomycetes; Mycosphaerellales; Mycosphaerellaceae.